Molecule: messenger RNA, 1284 nt
Organism: Hordeum vulgare subsp. vulgare (domesticated barley)
Lineage: Eukaryota; Viridiplantae; Streptophyta; Magnoliopsida; Poales; Poaceae
Product: ubiquinone/menaquinone biosynthesis C-methyltransferase UbiE-like
Exons: 7
Coding region: 1-1284 (427 amino acids)
Molecular function (GO): methyltransferase activity
Source: RefSeq, a predicted model, not a curated record
AUGAGCACCUUAGCGGCGGUCGGCUGGACCCUGGCCGGUGGACGACGCAGCGUGCGUUGCUCAAUAGGCGGCGCCGACGAGCGCAAGGAACUCUUCGGCCGCGUCGCACCUGUGUCCAUCGGCCAUGGUAUCAUGGACGUAUUCAGCCUGGGACAGCACCGGACGUGGAAGCGCAUGUGCGUCUCCUGGUCCAUGGCCAAGCGAGGGGACCGCGUUCUCGACCUCUGCUGCGGCACCGGCGACCUGGCGCUGCUGGCGUCGGAAAAGGUCGGCUUGGAUGGACAGGUGGUGGCUGUGGACUUCUCCAGGGAGCAGCUGCAGGCCGCGGCCAGCCGCGCAGAACGGCAAUGGAAGCCUUGCUACAGCAACAUCAGAUGGAUGGAGGGUGAUGCACUCGCUCUGCCAUUUGCUGACUGCUCUUUCAACGCUGUGACCAUGGGCUAUGGACUGCGGAAUGUGGUCGACAAAUCCAAAGCCAUGUCAGAGAUAUUCAGGGUCUUAAAAUCCGGAUCAAGGGCAUCGAUUCUAGAUAUCGACAAUGACAGGAUUAUUUUCACUGUACAGUGUUGGAUAAUCGAUAAUGUUCUCACCAAUUUAGCUCCUCUGUAUGGACUAGCUGAGGAGUACAAGUACCUGAAAGGCUCCAUCUCACAGUAUCUAACAGGUUCACUAUACGAUCAAACUGGUAUACAAGUAACUAUUCAAGAAGGGAGGGAUGUGAGAGACGACACUGACUUCCUCGACAAAGUUUCACAUGGUAACAACUACUACCUCAACCAUGACCGUUUCUCCAAGCUCGAUCAAGCCAACCUGAACUAUGGCUACCACAAUGACAACUACCACGGCGACUCUGACAUGAUCGAGGACCUUCAAGCACCCUGGGAUCCUGGCGAGCUCUUCAUGACGGCGGCUUGGGGGCAAGCCGCAUUUCAAGAAGGGAGGAAUGUUAGGAGCCCUUCUAUCACCAUGUACCUGGGCUGGCCCCUUGGACCAGCAAACAGGCCUGGCCCGUUCGGGAACUACCGAGACGAUAAGAACGAGAGACAAGGCGACGGGAGAGGCAUCCAGUGGAUCACGACUCGAACCGGCGGCGGCUACCUCCUUCCCUUCCCCCUCCGCUUCCCCUACCUCUACUUCAUCUGUACAACUGUCGAGGAUUCAGUUAUGAAGUUGUCGUGUGUUGUCUGCUCUAAAUGUGUGACCUACCUUGUCAUGUGCGUUGGCUCCAAAUGUUAUACCUGCCUCUACAUGGACAUGGUUGAGGUUGAUCUUAACCAUGGUUGA